Molecule: messenger RNA, 2983 nt
Organism: Chrysoperla carnea
Lineage: Eukaryota; Metazoa; Arthropoda; Insecta; Neuroptera; Chrysopidae
Gene: SdhA
Product: succinate dehydrogenase [ubiquinone] flavoprotein subunit, mitochondrial
Exons: 5
Coding region: 92-2080 (662 amino acids)
Biological process (GO): mitochondrial electron transport, succinate to ubiquinone; tricarboxylic acid cycle
Molecular function (GO): succinate dehydrogenase (quinone) activity; electron transfer activity; flavin adenine dinucleotide binding
Source: RefSeq, a predicted model, not a curated record
UAUAAGUAGUAGUUUUCAAGUAGUAUUUGUGUGACUGUGUGUUAAAUGUGAAAUUGUAUUUCAACUUUUGGUGCGAGUAAAAAGCUUCAUCAUGAGUGGAAUAUUAAAAUUAUCGACAAUUUUACAUAAUAAUUCAGCACUUAAAUUGAAAUCCUUAACGACUGGUUUGGUUGGAGCACGUAAUUUACAUUUUACAAUCGAUAAACGUAAUGCAAAAGUGAACGCAGAUGCUGUAUCCAGCACGUAUCCAGUAAUCGAUCAUACGUAUGAUGCUGUUGUUGUGGGCGCUGGGGGUGCUGGCUUACGAGCCGCAUUCGGUUUGGUCGCUGAAGGUUUUAAGACUGCUGUAAUUACAAAACUAUUUCCGACACGAUCACAUACAGUAGCUGCUCAAGGUGGUAUUAAUGCCGCGUUGGGUAACAUGGAAGGUGAUAAUUGGCAAUGGCAUAUGUAUGAUACCGUUAAAGGUUCAGAUUGGUUGGGAGACCAAGAUGCUAUCCAUUAUAUGACACGUGAAGCACCAAAGGCUGUCAUUGAAUUAGAAAAUUAUGGUAUGCCAUUUUCACGAACAACUGAUGGAAAAAUUUACCAACGAGCCUUUGGUGGUCAAUCCUUGAAAUUCGGCAAAGGUGGACAAGCUCAUCGUUGUUGCUGUGUUGCUGAUCGUACAGGACAUUCACUUCUUCACACCUUAUACGGUCAAUCAUUACGAUACGAUUGCAAUUAUUUCAUUGAAUAUUUUGCACUUGAUUUACUAAUGGAAGGUAAUGAAUGUGUUGGCGUGAUCGCACUUUGCAUUGAAGAUGGAACAAUCCAUCGAUUCCAUGCCAAGAACACAGUAUUGGCAACAGGAGGUUAUGGCCGAGCCUACUUCUCAUGUACAUCAGCUCACACAUGUACUGGUGAUGGUACAGCCAUGGUUACCCGUGCUGGUCUACCAAAUCAAGAUUUAGAAUUCAUUCAAUUCCACCCAACUGGUAUCUACGGUGCUGGAUGUUUAAUCACAGAAGGUUGCCGUGGAGAAGGUGGUUAUUUAGUUAAUUCAGAAGGUGAACGUUUUAUGGAACGAUAUGCUCCAGUUGCUAAAGAUUUGGCAUCACGUGACGUCGUCUCACGUUCAAUGACUAUUGAAAUCCGUGAAGGACGUGGUUGUGGACCAGAAAAAGAUCACGUUUACUUACAAUUGCAUCACUUACCUGCAGAACAAUUAGCCAAUCGUUUACCGGGUAUCUCUGAAACUGCUAUGAUUUUUGCUGGAGUUGAUGUCACCCGUGAACCAAUUCCUGUCUUACCGACUGUACAUUAUAAUAUGGGUGGUGUUCCAACAAAUUAUAAGGGACAAGUACUUACAAUUGAUUCGCAGGGUAAUGAUCAUGUUAUAAAUGGAUUGUAUGCUUGUGGUGAAGCAGCUAGUUCCAGUGUACAUGGAGCAAAUCGUUUAGGAGCUAAUUCUUUGUUGGAUUUAGUUGUCUUUGGUCGGGCUUGUGCUAAAACAAUUGCCGAAGAAAAUAAACCAGGCGAACGGAUUAGUGAUUUAAGUCAGAAUGCUGGAGAAGCUUCAGUGGCUAAUUUAGAUAAAAUUCGUCAUGCAAAUGGAAGCAUCUCAACAGCUGCUCUACGAUUGAACAUGCAAAAGAAUAUGCAAGCGCAUGCUGCUGUGUUCAGGACUGCGGAAACAUUACAAGAGGGUUGCCGCAAAAUGGAUGAUAUUUAUGGCCAAUUAAGUGAUCUUAAAGUAUCCGAUCGUGGUUUAAAAUGGAAUUCCGAUUUAGUUGAAUCAUUAGAAUUACAAAAUCUAAUGUUAAAUGCAAUGCAAACAAUUGUUAGCGCUGAAAAUCGUAAAGAAUCACGUGGUGCACAUGCCCGUGAAGAUUAUAAAGUACGUAUCGAUGAAUACGAUUAUAGUAAACCAUUGGAAGGUCAACAAAAGGUACCAUUAGAACAACAUUGGCGUAAACAUACAUUAUCAUACAUGAAUCCGGACACAGGUAAAGUCGAAAUUAAAUAUCGACCAGUUAUUGAUGAAACAUUGGAUGCUGCUGAAUGUGCGUCAGUACCACCAGCAAUACGAUCUUAUUAAAAAAUGUAAUUCAAAUUUUUUUAUUUUAAAAUUAUGUCACAAAUUUUCUCUCAAACUUUUAUUUUUUUGGUAAAAAUUGAUUCUUUCUUUUUUUGAAACCAUUUAAUUUUCUUGAGUUUCUAAUUAGGAUCUCAAUAAUAGUUCAAAUUCAAUUAUGUUCGAUGAUAUUCGAUUUGAUUACUCUCCAAAGUUCUAGCUCAAUACGCACAUAAAAUUUUUGAAAAAAAGGAGAUACAAAUAUUAAGAUCAGGAGUUUGAAACGUAACGAUUUCUUUGGAUAUUUAAUAUUAUUGGGAUCCUUGCCGUUUAUUGAAAAUGAUUUUUUAAAAUUUCAAAAAUAAAACGCCUACUGUCUUUUUUUUAAAUGUAUUACAAUUUUAUUUAUUGAAAAUUCUUUAACCUCAAAACUAACGGGUAUAGAUUUUCUUAAAUGGGAAUUGUUAAGGCCGGGCACAAGUUGACGCAAAUUUUGCGCUAGGAAAUUGAAACUUGUGGCGAAAUUACUAUGAUUUCGAAGACCAAGUAACAUUAUUUCACGGGGUAAAUUCAUUUUUAAAAUGAAUGACUUUACUAAAAUGAAGAGAAAAACUCGCACAGCGUAAGAGAAUUUCUCUGCUUAACACUUCUGAAGGGUUAAGAACAAAUUUUCUGAUACAACUAUAAAAAUACAGGGUAGCCCAUGAAAUAUGGAUUUUUCAUAAAGUUUUUGGUCAUCUUUAAACUUGCGCCUGGCCUUCAACAAACUAUUUUUCUUCUGUGAAAAUUUAUACUCGUCAAUUUACUAACUUGUAUUUAUAACGUCACGCUAGUUUUGAUAUCCUUCCUACCUCACUUUGAAAAUGUUUUUUAAGUUAUUUGUCGCAAUGUUUUGUUUCCCCCAAUCUUUCUUUUUAUAACGCUAAU